This is a messenger RNA of Salvelinus sp. IW2-2015, 1267 nucleotides long. Its product is annotated as C-X-C chemokine receptor type 4-like. Gene Ontology annotation, cellular component: membrane; external side of plasma membrane. Gene Ontology annotation, biological process: immune response; neurogenesis; calcium-mediated signaling. The record is from RefSeq and is a predicted model, not a curated record. Gene Ontology annotation, molecular function: C-C chemokine receptor activity; C-C chemokine binding. NCBI's taxonomy places the organism in Eukaryota, Metazoa, Chordata, Actinopteri, Salmoniformes, Salmonidae.
UUAGAUGCAUUCGAAUCCUCAGGUUACUAAAGUUAUUCAGACCCGCGGAGAUAACCCACAUCACUGCGUUGCCACGAUGUCUACUUUUUACGAGGUCGAACACAUAUUUUUUGACAACACCAGCUAUGAAGAUUCKGGGGAUUUUGACUUGGAUUUGAGUUUCGAGGAGCCGUGCAACAGAGUCGGUGGUGAUGAUUUUCAAAGGAUCUUCUUACCGACAGUUUAUGGAAUAAUCUUUCUGCUUGGAAUCGUCGGAAAUGGACUGGUAGUAACAGUGAUGGGCUACCAGAAAAAGGUCAAAACGAUGACUGAUAAAUACAGGCUCCAUCUUUCUGUGGCUGACCUCCUACUCGUCUUCACGCUACCUUUCUGGGCGGUGGAUGCGGCCAGCAGUUGGUACUUUGGUGGCUUCCUCUGUACCACUGUGCAUGUGAUCUACACCAUCAACCUGUAUAGCAGUGUUCUGAUUCUGGCUUUCAUCAGCGUGGACAGGUACCUGGCAGUGGUGCAUGCCACCAACAGCCAAACCACCAGGAAGAGGAAGCUCCUUGCAGACAGAUGGAUCUAUGUGGCGGUAUGGCUACCUGCUGCUGUUCUCACUGUGCCUGACAUAGUGUUUGCCACAGCUCUGGAUAGAGGCUCCAGAACCAUCUGCCAGCGCAUCUACCCCCAGAAGACUAGCUUCUACUGGAUGGCUGCAUUCCGUUUCCAGCACAUUCUGGUGGGCUUUGUCCUGCCUGGUUUGGUCAUCCUCACCUGCUACUGCAUCAUCAUUGCCAAGCUGUCCCAGGGUGCCAAGGGUCAAGUGUUGAAGAGGAAGGCUCUCAAGACCACCGUAAUUCUCAUCGUGUGCUUCUUCAGCUGCUGGCUGCCGUACUGUGUGGGGAUCUUUCUGGACACCCUAAUGUUGCUCAAUGUGAUCUCCCAUAGCUGUGCCCUGGAGAAGAGUCUGCAGACCUGGAUCUUAAUCACAGAGGCUCUGGCAUACUUUCAUUGCUGUCUCAACCCCAUCCUUUAUGCUUUCCUGGGUGUUAAGUUCAAGAAAUCUGCCCGGAAUGCACUGACUGUCAGCAGUAGGUCAAGUCAUAAAGUACUGACUAAAAAAAGAGGACCCAUUUCAUCUGUAUCCACUGAAUCUGAGUCUUCAAGUGUCUUGUGCAGUUAAAAGUCACCAUCCUUUGACUUUUAAACCUCAGGUUGAAACUAAGCUUUCUUUUUCAGGGACAAACUACAUUUUGUACAGUUUUGACACCUUUGUAAAAAAAAA